AUGGCGAUGAAUCUGCCUCUUGACUACAAGCAGAGACACGUGCUGCAGCAUUUUUACUUCACUCGUGGAUGUCAUUAUUGGGAGGUGAUAGUGGAGCGUAUGGACGAUCUGCGAGGCGUCGUUGUUGGAGUAGCGUCGUCUGAGACAUUCGAGACUGGAGCUUCCGAGGACGUGGGUGGAGACGUCGCUACUGAUUUUAUCGUGAAUAGCGGCGUCGAAAUCUGCACAGCUCACGCUAUUGAUGGGGGAGACACUGUGGGUGUGUAUCUGGACGUGAGCGCACGCGAGGUUGCGUUCUUUCGGAACGACGAAGCACAGCAUAGUCUGCGAGAAGCGGAGGGAGAAGAGACUGUCAAUGAUGAGACGGAAGUCAGUCGUGUUGUCGCAGCUGGAGAUGAAGCGAGGGAGCUGAGGACGAACAGAACGUUUGUGAGCACGAAAAGAAUCUCGUGGCAUUCGUUUUAA
Messenger RNA from Peronospora matthiolae, 465 nucleotides. Lineage: Eukaryota; Oomycota; Peronosporomycetes; Peronosporales; Peronosporaceae. The record is from the annotation of a GenBank genome assembly.